Messenger RNA from Sphenostylis stenocarpa, 234 nucleotides. The record is from the annotation of a GenBank genome assembly. NCBI's taxonomy places the organism in Eukaryota, Viridiplantae, Streptophyta, Magnoliopsida, Fabales, Fabaceae.
AUGGAUCUGCAGGACUUCCUUCUCCGUGCUCGAGUUUUGAGGCUUUAUAGACAAGCAUUGAGAAUUUCUAGUCGAGCCCCUUCUUCUGCCAGAGAUGAACUGAGACAGACACUCAGACAAGAGAUGGAAAAUAAUAAAAACUGUAAUGACAAGCAAAGGAUCCGUUAUUUGAUUAGUGAGGGAUUGGAUAGACUGAAGCGAUUGGAUGAAAUGCUUGAUAUGCAAGGUCACUGA